GUUUCAUUUCCAUUCCUUUUCAUCGCUACUUCUCUGCAAAAUCCCUGGUCUUUCCUUUCCUCUCCUCCCAUCAAAAGUCUCCAAAUCCUCCCUUUUCUUUCAAACCCUAACCCUAAUUCUCGCAGAACUCUUUUCGUAUAUCAUGCGUCGAUCCUUCUGCCGAUUCGGAUCUGGAUCAUAGACAAAUCCAACCGUCGAUUGUCGUCCAUCAAGCCGAAGUGUAGAAGAAAAUGACGCGGCGUUGUUCGCAUUGUAGCCAUAAUGGCCAUAAUUCAAGAACCUGCCCUAACAGAGGCGUGAAGAUCUUCGGGGUCCGACUAACGGACGGAUCGAUCCGGAAGAGCGCCAGCAUGGGGAAUCUAACGCACUACGCAGGGUCGAGUAAUACCGGCGGGAACAAUCCCGGAUCACCGGUGGAAAAUCCCGAGCCAGCUGCAGCGGCGGACGGGUAUGCGUCCGAGGAUUUCGUCCAGGGGUCGAGUUGCCGGGAGCGCAAAAAAGGUGUGCCAUGGACUGAAGAUGAACACAGGAUGUUUCUACUUGGCCUGCAGAAGCUGGGAAAAGGUGAUUGGAGAGGGAUAUCUCGCAAUUUUGUAGUGUCAAGGACACCCACUCAAGUGGCCAGUCAUGCUCAGAAAUAUUUCAUUCGCCAAACCAAUGUGACUAGGAGGAGGAGGCGCUCUAGCCUGUUUGAUCUGAUAGCGGAUGAAUCAGUUGACACUCGGGUAGCACACGAUCUCUUCCCCAUGAGCAACCAACAACCUGAAACACAAACUGACAUGCCAUUGCCAGCACCUCCACCUUUGGAUGAAGAAUGCGAGUCAAUGGAUUCUACCAACUCUAACAGUGGAGAGGCUGUUGUUCCCAAGCCAGAAAUUUCAGAGUGCAGUUACCCAGUAAUAUUUCCUGCCUAUUUCUCGCCAUUCUUUCCAUAUCCAUUCUCCGUCUAUCCAGGUUACACGGUGGGGACAAUGGAGAAAGAGAUGCAUGAAGUUGUGAAGCCAACAGCAAUACAUUCAAAGAGUCCAAUUAAUGUUGACGAGCUGAUGGGCAUGUCGAAACUUAGCCUGGGAGAAUCCCUUGGCCAGCCUUCACCCUUCUCGCUAAAACUGCUUGAAGGGUCUGCCAGACAAUCUGCUUUCCAUGCGAACCCAGCCACAAAUGGCUCAAGCAUGAACUCAAGCUGCAGUCCAAUCCAUGCAGUCUAGUGGGCCCAGCAACAAUGUGGGGCCCGAAACUUUUGAAGUUAGCUCAGUGCUGAUAAUUCCUGGAGAUUUCCUGUUUACAUAAUGAAUAAACUGCAACAGUUACUUGUAUCCUUUAGUUUAUAUAUUUCUACUAUGGAGGUUUGCAUUAA
Molecule: messenger RNA, 1357 nt
Organism: Magnolia sinica
Lineage: Eukaryota; Viridiplantae; Streptophyta; Magnoliopsida; Magnoliales; Magnoliaceae
Product: transcription factor MYBS3
Exons: 3
Coding region: 231-1208 (325 amino acids)
Biological process (GO): response to ethylene; response to gibberellin; response to auxin
Molecular function (GO): DNA binding
Source: RefSeq, a predicted model, not a curated record